Messenger RNA from Aplysia californica (California sea hare), 531 nucleotides. RefSeq lists its product as uncharacterized. The record is from RefSeq and is a predicted model, not a curated record. NCBI's taxonomy places the organism in Eukaryota, Metazoa, Mollusca, Gastropoda, Aplysiida, Aplysiidae. The coding region runs from base 1 to 531 and encodes 176 amino acids. The transcript has a single exon.
AUGACAACCGGAUUGGACACUACAAACCUGGAGAAAACAGAGGACAUCAGAAAGACAGCAAUCAUAGACAGGGAGCUCACACGACUCAAUGUAGACAUCACUGCCCUGCAAGAGACAAGACUUGCUAACUCUGGUACUAUCAGGGAAAGAAACUACACAUUCUUCUGGAAGGGUCUUGGGGAAGAUGAGAGGAGAAUCCAUGGUGUGGGCUUUGCAGUACACAACAGAUUGUUGAACAGGAUCAGCACCCUCCAAGGUAUAUCCGAACGUAUCACUGUCAUGGAAAUGGAAACCAAAACUGGAAAGGCUCACUUCAUCAGCGCCUAUGCCCCAACCCUAACAACAGAAAAUGAGAAAAAGACCAGUUUUACGAGGAACUUCAGGAUACAAUCAACAACGUCCCAAAAGCAGACCAGCUGUUUCUCAUGGGCGACUUCAAUGCAAGAGCAGGUACUGAAAACAAAGUAUGGCCCACCUGCCUUGGACCGUUUGGGCUGGGAAAAAUCAACGAGAAUGGUCCGAGACUCUUAG